Molecule: messenger RNA, 1401 nt
Organism: Cannabis sativa
Lineage: Eukaryota; Viridiplantae; Streptophyta; Magnoliopsida; Rosales; Cannabaceae
Product: probable indole-3-pyruvate monooxygenase YUCCA11
Exons: 4
Coding region: 98-1258 (386 amino acids)
Molecular function (GO): NADP binding; N,N-dimethylaniline monooxygenase activity; flavin adenine dinucleotide binding
Source: RefSeq, a predicted model, not a curated record
AAUGUGGGUGUAUAAAUACAAGCAUAAAUUGCCCCCAAACACACACCUAGACCAUUCACAUACAACAUUGUUCUUGCAUUUUCUUCUUCUUUGAGAAAUGGAGCAAGUUGAUGUUGUCAUCGUUGGAGCAGGUCCUUCUGGCAUAGCCACUUCUGCAUGCCUUAAUCGCCUCAAAAUCUCCAACAUUGUUAUCGAAAGAGAAGACUGCUAUGCUUCUCUAUGGAAGAAAAGAUCUUACGAUCGACUCAAGCUUCAUUUGGCCAAGCAAUACUGCCAGCUUCCUCACAUGCCUUUCCCUAAAGGCACCCCAACUUUUGUCCCCAAAAACGACUUCAUCCGAUACAUGGACAGCUACGUUGCUCGGUUCCAGGUGUCACCUCUCCUGAACCGACACGUGGAAUCUUCCUUCUACGACGACAACAUAUCUAAAUGGUCUGUUGUCGUUAAAAACAUGGUAACUGAAUCAUACGAAGUGUACUUUGCUAAAUUUCUUGUGGUGGCUACUGGGGAGAAUAACUAUGGCUAUAUUCCUCCAAUAGAGGGCUUAGACACUUUUCGUGGGAAAGUCAUACACUCCAGCCAGUAUGACUGUGGAAAGUGUUAUACUGAUAAAAGUGUUUUGGUCGUUGGUGCUGGAAACUCCGGCAUGGAGAUUGCCUUCGAUUUAUCAAAUUGGGGUGCUAACACUUCCAUCGUAGCACGGAGUCCGGUGCAUUUGCUAAGUGAGAAUAUUGUCAAACUGGGAAUGUUUCUAUUGAAAUUCAUGCCUAUCAAAAUUGUCGACGCUAUCGUUUCGGCUUUGGGUAGAUUAAAGCAUGGAAAUUUGUCUGAGUAUGGACUUCAAACACCAAAUAAAGGACCUUUCUUUCUUAAAGCAACAACUGGUCGAUCUCCAACCAUUGACGUUGGAUCUGUGGCAAAGAUUAAAUCAGCAGAAAUCAAGGUAUUUCCGUCCAUAACAAACGUUCAAGAAAACUGUGUUGAAUUUGAGAACCGCAAAACUCGUUGCUUUGAUGCCAUAAUCUUUGCCACUGGUUACAAAAGCACUGUCAGAAAUUGGCUUAAGGGUGGUGAAGAUCUGUUCAACGAAGAUGGAAUGCCUCGACAAAGGUUGCCCAAUGAGUAUUGGAAAGGCAAAAGUGGGAUUUACUGCGCUGGGUUCUCAUCAAGAGGAUUACUGGGCAUUUCACAAGAUGCACAGAAUAUUGCUCAAGAUAUCAGUUUUCAGAUGACUAUGCUAAACGGAGGGACUAAAUGAUAGGCAUUAUUCAUGUCCUUCAAUAAAUAAAAAUUAAAGUAAUAUGUAUCUGUUUUCCGCAAAAAAACCCAAUAUAAUAAAAUAAAAAAAGAAAAACGAUAUACAUAUAUUGAGCCUUUUGGAGCAGUUUAUUCAAGUUUGAA